This is a messenger RNA of Protopolystoma xenopodis, 1218 nucleotides long. The record is from the annotation of a GenBank genome assembly. Lineage: Eukaryota; Metazoa; Platyhelminthes; Monogenea; Polystomatidea; Polystomatidae.
UUCGGCAAAAGCGUCUCGCUAGACUUGGUCUUUUAUCCUCAGGAGAACAAAGUACAUCAAUCACUCCUUCAUCGGAUUCUAAAUAAUAUCGGAAAUAAUUCGCGCGAUGCUUCUUUAAUAGGAGAAUCUCAUCUCUUAUCAAAAGGACUAACCUCCAUUGAUCCUAACGAAAAAGAUUCGACUUGUUUUGCGAUUCCUGUUCAGCACGAAUUAAAAAGACACAAGCCUAUGUCUUUUUCUGCUUUGGACCAUACUCCACAUUACCUAAAACAAAAUGAGACUAUUAAUGAACCAAAUAAUUUGCAUGAACUCAUUGAUGCUACUAUUAGACGAAUUAUUAGCGUAGAUGUUUCGAAUUCAGAUCACGUUAAACAGCGUCUAUUCGUUUCGCAGGGCAAAAUAUAUGUGAGAUUAAGUAGAUUGGAUGUGUUUUGUGUCUCAUCAGAUCUUCGCGAUAAAAGUGAGCGUUUGCUUAAAAUGAUUUCUCGUUAUAUGGCAAAAAUAACACAAACGUCCUCCAACAUUAAAGAAUUUUUGCAAGUGGAAUACCUUUGCUCCUGCCUGUAUCAUCUGAUUGGAGAAAAGGAUAAGCUGCUUCGGAAAGCGCGUUCCCUCAAUUUAUCGCCAUCCAAUUCUCCAGUAGAAGGUGUCUCAUUUACUACAGAAGUGUUAGAUGACCUUAAAGUGCUUCUGGUCGACACUUUGAUUCUGGUUGCUCAGGGCCUAGUGUCCUUGCCCAGUGCUGAUCGACCUACCAACUCUCCUGGUGAUGUUUGGCUUGCUCCAGAUCUUGUUACAUCACCACUUCUCUCUAUACUUCUCCCUCUCUCCUUGGCUUGUGUUCCUAUCUCUCUAUCGUUUCCCCUAAUCUCUCCAGUCUCUGAAAACUUGCUCCGUUCUGACGAUCCAUCCAUCACUCUCCUCACUCUUGCUGCCUCCUAUGAUGAAGAUGAUUAUGAUACUACGGUCGUCUCUAUGGAGACCGAUAACACUAAGCUGAUCAGUCUCCAAUCAGAAUACUCCUUCGACGCAGAAGGCCUUCCAUCUAUUGACAAUAGGAAAGACAAAGUUCUCUUAGGAUCUAAUCUUGCAGAGGAGACCGAUCUACCACUUGGAAGCGCUGAUGCGAUCUUUGAACUGGUCAGCCGAUUGGAUUCUGAACUACAGCAGCCUUCUUCAUUCCAUACAGUUUCUGAUAAACCAGUAACAAAUGUAUGA